Sander lucioperca (pikeperch) is the source of this 3118-nucleotide messenger RNA. It is a transcript of the gene birc2, whose product is annotated as baculoviral IAP repeat containing 2. Lineage: Eukaryota; Metazoa; Chordata; Actinopteri; Perciformes; Percidae. Bases 1011 to 2936 code for a protein of 641 amino acids. Gene Ontology annotation, molecular function: cysteine-type endopeptidase inhibitor activity involved in apoptotic process; ubiquitin protein ligase activity. The record is from RefSeq and is a predicted model, not a curated record. Gene Ontology annotation, cellular component: nucleus; cytoplasm. The transcript is spliced from 15 exons. Gene Ontology annotation, biological process: positive regulation of protein ubiquitination; negative regulation of apoptotic process; regulation of cell cycle.
GGGAAGUACAACUAGACUAACCCAUUGGAAUGACCUGACUCAUUAGUCUAACCAUCUGACUCGUCUUCCACAAUACCACAAAGAGGCGGGUGGUGUAUGACGACAACCUCCGGGACUUUCCGUACCGACUGCGAAACGGUCCUGCUAUCAUUAAACUAAAGAGGAGCGUCCAUUAUCCUUGCCAAAGAAGGAUUUUAUUUUUUAUAUUGGGUUUCUGGUAAUCAAUUAUGGCGGCUUAAACACCUACAAAAGGGAUGUCUAAGAUGGGGGGAGGGGUUUGAGAGCACAUAUCCCUUGGUCUGUGUGUCUGUGUGUGUGCACGCUUGAGACAUUUAUUUAAUUUCUAAUGUUGGUACACAUAAUCACAUAGCACAAGUUUAAGUUUGAAUGGUUAGAUAUGUCUGUGCUAAAUAUACAAGAUAAUAAAGUGUGUACUGAUCCUGGGUGAUCUGACCUCAGUGUAGUAAUAUGAUUAUUGAUGUGAGGAUUGCAUUUAAAUUACUUUUUAAAAUAGCCCAUCCUUUUUUUUUUUUUUACUGCACAGGAUGUGUUUUGUUGAAUUUACAUCCAAUGUGAAUACAACUGAAGAAGAAACAUUGACGUUUCAGCAGUUCAAUGUUCAGAGGUAGUACUCUCUACUAGGUACAGGUAAAAUGGAUCCAGGUGUAAAGUAUAGGCUAUACUGUAUGUAGGGAAUGGGCAUCUCAUGCAGUUUGUGUCCAAUACUGUGUGACGGUGGAUGCUGGACUGGUAGUUUUGUUUCUUCUGCACUGAGUUUCACACUUAGCAAAACCUCACUUUCUUUUUUACGGUCUCUUUACUGUUUCUCUUUUUUGAUUUGAGAUAACCCCCCACCCCCUCUGCCCCUUGAUCUAUAUUACGGUACUAAUUUCAGUUGCAGUUUGAGUGAGUGUAUCGGUGUGAGAAAGCGAGACCAUGGGUUGUCUCAAACCCCUCUCCCUUUGAAGGACAUCUCUUUUGCCUUCAUAUUUCUAAACUUAAAUUCAAAAAUGGAAACUCUUGUUCAACUCAAAAACAACCCAUUUUUAAUGGGGUUGUGUCGCAGUGGGCCUCCACCUGACCUACAAUAUGAUAACUCUUCAGAGCUCUUCCGCAUUUCCACCUUUGCUCGAUUCCCAGCUUCGGUAGUCACAGAGCGAAGUCUGGCAAGGGCAGGUUGGUUCUACACCGGUGUGGGCGACCGAGUGCAGUGUUUCAGGUGUAACGUGACAGCAGAGGGUUGGCAGGCCGGAGACUGUCCAACAGAGAAACACAGACAACUUUCUCCUUCCUGCUCCUUCAUCCAGAGCCUCCCAUCUACAGCCAACCUGCUCUCCUCCUCUCACUCUGCCUUCUCCCCACUCCGCAUUGCCCCAGCCAUACCAAUUUCUGGUCCAGGCCCAGCUGCUCCUAACCCGACAGUAAGCCAAGGGGAAGAGCCAGUUGGCUACCUAAAUAUGGGCUUUACUGCUCCACCCUCCAGCCCACUCAGCUCUCGUGGUGUUGAGGACAUGUCCCACCAGAGACCAACAUGUCACAACCCCAGUAUGCGCAGAGAGCAGGACCGCCUGGACUCCUUUCAUCCCUGGACGGUCUCCAUCAUAACUCCUGCUGAGCUUGCCAAGGCGGGCUUCUACUACCUGGGUCAAGGCGACCGAGUGGCCUGCUUCAGCUGUGGAGGACAGUUGAGUAACUGGGAGCCAGGUGACAGAGCUGUAUCUGAGCACCAGAGGCAUUAUCCAAACUGUCGCUUUGUGCGGGGGGACAGAGCUGACAACGUGUCGCUGGCCGGAGCUGCCGUAUCUGCAUCUGGAGGAGUAACUUCUCAACUGUCUUCAGGAGCCCCAACCCUCAGUAAUGUGUCCAACCCUGCCAUGCAGCAGAGCGAUGAGAGGCUGCUCACUUUUGUCAACUGGCCGUCUCGUAUCCCUGUCAGGCCUGACCAGUUGGCUAAAGCUGGCUUCUACUAUGUAGGUCGUAACGAUGAUGUCAAGUGUUUCUGCUGCGAUGGAGGCCUGCGAUGCUGGGAGUCCGGAGAUGAUCCUUGGGUGGAACAUGCUAAAUGGUUUCCUCGAUGUGAAUAUUUGCUCCAGGAGAAGGGACAAGAGUUUGUUCACCAGAUCCAGGCUCGCUUCCCUCGGCUGUUUGAGCAGCUUUUAACAAACGGAGACAGCAGCUCCAGAGAGUUUGUGGAUCCACCUGUGGUUCACCUCGGUCCAGGAGAGGAGCGAUCCGAGGACGCUGUCAUGAUGAACACCCCUGUGAUUAAGUCGGCUUUAGAGAUGGGCUUUGAGCGUAGUCUAGUCAAGCAAACAGUCCAGAGCAAGAUCCUGACCAGCGGAGAGAACUACAGGACAGUCCAGGAGCUGGUUUUAGACCUGCUGAGUGCCGAGGACCAGAAAAGGGAGGAGGAGCGAGAGAUGCUGGCGGAGGCUAUGGCAUCAGAUGGUUUCACUUUUGUGAAGAGACACCAGGCAGCGUUGAUCCAGCGUCUGAAGAGUGUGGAGCCAGUGCUGGAGCAUUUAAGAGAGCAAAAUAUGUUAUCUACCGAGGAGUAUAGCGGUCUUAAGGCUCAGACGUCACCUCAGCAGCAAACUGCCAGGCUGAUAGAGCUAGUCCUCAACAAGGGAAACGCUGCAGCCGAGGUCUUCCGCAACUGGAUCCAGAAAAACGACGUACACUUGCUCAGAGAUCUCAUGGCCCAAUCAAACGAAGCUGCAUCACCAAGCCAAGAUCUUUCAGACCUCCCCAUGGAGGAGCAGCUGCGGCGCCUGCAGGAGGAGCGUACCUGCAAGGUUUGUAUGGAUAAAGAAGUCAACAUCGUCUUCAUCCCAUGUGGACACCUGGUGGUGUGCAAAGAAUGUGCACCAUCACUGCGAAAGUGCCCAAUCUGCAGAGGCCUGGUUAAAGGCACGGUCCGAACCUUCCUCUCAUAACCAGGAAUGGUAUUUGUGUAGAAUGUAAGCAAUAUGACAUACAUUUUUAUUUAUUGGAAAGUGCGGGAGGGUUGUUUUGCAUCUUUUUUUUUGCCCCUAUGUGAUUUAUCUGUCCAAGUUUAAUCCCAAGAUACAUUCAAGAUGUCACCUGGUUUCUCCAUAAUCUAAACAAACCGCUGACA